Messenger RNA from Cinclus cinclus, 2127 nucleotides. RefSeq names its product leucine rich repeat neuronal 3 (gene LRRN3). NCBI's taxonomy places the organism in Eukaryota, Metazoa, Chordata, Aves, Passeriformes, Cinclidae. The record is from RefSeq and is a predicted model, not a curated record. The coding region runs from base 1 to 2127 and encodes 708 amino acids. The transcript has a single exon. Gene Ontology annotation, molecular function: protein binding.
AUGAAGGACCUGCAACUCAAAAUUAAUUUACUGCUUGGUCUAGUUACCACUGCUCUACUACAAGCUGUAGGAAGAAAGGCAGACUGCCCCGAGUCAUGUAUAUGUGAAAUCAGACCAUGGUUCACCCCCAGGUCUGUCUACAUGGAAGCACCAACAGUGGACUGUAAUGAUUUAGGCCUUUUUCAUUUUCCAGCUACACUGCCUGCUGACACACAAGUCCUACUUCUACAAACUAAUAAUAUUGUAAAAAUUGAACAGUCAGUAGACCUCCCAGUGAAUUUAACUGGUCUAGAUUUAUCUCAGAACAAUUUAGCCUCGGUGACCAGUAUUAAUCUUAGAAAGAUACCACAGCUGCUUUCGGUGUACCUUGAAGAAAACAAACUUACUGAACUCCCUGAAGAAUGUCUCUCUGGACUCAACAAUUUACAAGAACUUUAUAUUAAUCAUAAUCUGCUUUCUGUGAUUGCACCAGGAGCUUUCAUAGGCCUCAAUAACCUUCUCAGACUUCAUCUCAAUUCAAAUGGCCUGCAAGUGAUCAACAGAAAGUGGUUUGAAGCUACUCCUAAUCUUGAAGUUCUCAUGAUUGGAGAAAACCCAAUAAUCAGAAUUGAAGACAUGAACUUCAAGCCUCUUAGCAAUCUGCGCAGCCUGGUUUUAGCAGGUAUAAAUCUCACUGAAAUACCAGAUAAUGCUUUGGCUGGCCUUGACAACUUAGAAAGUAUUUCCUUUUAUGACAACAGAUUUGUUAGAGUGCCCCACAUCGCUCUUCAAAAGGCUACAAAUCUUAAAUUUCUGGAUCUAAAUAAGAAUCCCAUUAACAGAAUACGACAAGGGGAUUUUAGCAAUAUGCUGCACCUAAAAGAGUUAGGAAUUAAUAACAUGCCUGAACUGAUUUCUAUAGAUAGCCUUGCUGUUGAUAAUUUGCCAGAUUUAAGAAAAAUAGAAGCAACCAAUAACCCCAGAUUAUCAUACAUUCACCCCAAUGCAUUCUACAGACUCCCCAAGCUGGAAUCACUCAUGCUCAACAGCAAUGCGCUGAGUGCCCUGUACCGCAGUACAGUGGAAUCCCUGCCUAACCUCAAAGAAGUCAGUAUACACAGCAAUCCCAUUAGGUGUGACUGUGUCAUCCGCUGGAUUAAUAUGAAUAAAACAAACAUUCGUUUCAUGGAGCCAGAGUCCCUGUUUUGUGUAGACCCUCCUGAACUCCAAGGUCAGAAUGUGAGACAGAUACACUUUCGAGAAAUGAUGGAAAUCUGUCUUCCCCUGAUAGCUCCUGAAAGUUUUCCAUCUACACUGGAUUUAAAAGCUGGCAGCCAUAUUUCUUUGCACUGCAGAGCAACAGCAGAACCAGAACCUGAAAUCUACUGGAUAACACCAUCAGGACACAAACUUUUGCCUAAUACUGUCUCUGAUAAGUACUAUAUUCAUUCUGAAGGAACGUUAGAUAUAAGUGAUGUAACACAAAGAGAAAGUGGUUUAUACACAUGCAUAGCAACAAAUUUAGUUGGGGCAGACCUAAAGUCAGUCAUGAUUAAAGUGGACGGCUCUUUCCCUCAGGAACACAAUGGAUCUUUAAAUAUUAAAAUAAAAGACAUAAAAUCUAAUUCUGUUUUGGUUUCAUGGAAAGCAAGUUCUAAAAUUCUGAAGUCUAGCGUUAGAUGGACAGCCUUUCUGAAAGCUGAAGACUCCCGGGCUGCACAGAGUGCUCGAAUACCAUCUGAUAUAAAGGUAUAUAAUCUUACACAUCUAAAUCCAUCAACUGAAUACAAAAUUUGUAUAGACAUUCCCACUGUCUAUUCUCAGAAUAGAAAACAAUGUGUCAAUGUAACCACAAAAGGACUGGACUUGGAAGUGAAAGGGUAUGAAAAGAACAACAUAAUAGGAUUCCUUGCCUGCCUUGGUGCUCUUUUGGGAAUCAUCUCUGUGAUAUAUCUCUACAGCUGCAUCUCUCAAGAUAUGAACUCUGGCAUUGGACACAGCUAUCUAAGGAAUUACCUGAAGAAACAAUCCUUUUCACUCAAUGAGCUUUAUCCUCCUCUAAUCACUCUUUGGGACAUGGGCAAAGAAAAAAGCACAGCAAUGGAAGUAAAAGCAACUGUGAUAGGUGUACCAACAAAUGUGUCAUAA